AUGGUAGGCAACAAGCACAAGAAUGGCAUCAUCUGUACGUUCCCGAAUUGUAAUAAGCCCAUGCGUACACAAAAGUUUAAGAUGCAUUUUACAAGGGUACACCUAAGAGAUGGUGAGGUAUACUCGGUGGACCAUCGACGGCAGUACGAAGUGGCUAGAGAGGAGAACUCUCGUUGUUCUGUGAAGCACGAGCUUGUUUCUGAUGCUGCACUACCAGCGAUGCCGCUGAUGGUGUCGUUGUCUAACAGCAAUGAAGCAACAUCCUGCAUGGAAAAAAGUGCGCCACUAUCUGUUGCUAGGCCAUUGGGCGACAAUACCCGGGCUUCCCAAGCAAAGCAAUCAACUUUAGUGCAGAGCCAGCCAGUUCGGUUAACAUCGCAAGCAGAGGUGUCCACUACCAGGGGUGAAGAACGUGCUGGCAACGUUAACCCCAGUCGUACCCUCUACCUUCUACCGGCUUAUGGAAACGUUUCAAUAUCGAAUGAGAAUACAAGCGGCAGAAAGCGCUCAGCAUCGGUGGUGCAGACGUCCGCUGAAACUGAAGAUCAAACAAGCGCGCUACUGAUGCAGUUCAUUGCACUGAUGGACCAAAGAUUUCAGGAGCUUGUAAGUAAGAUGGGCGAAAUGAUUGAUGUACAGAAGGACCUGAUCGACACUUUGCAGGCCAGCAAUCCACUCAGUCAGGCACCUACGUCAGCAUUCCCGCAUGCCGUCGAUGCCGUCAUGAAACGACGCAAAAAGGACACGAGCCCUCACAGUGAUAAUGAUGGUAGUGAACACGCUACUGGUAGUAGUAAUACCGACACUGACGCUGAUGGAGCACCGAGCAGCGGCUUUGUGUUGUAG
Peronospora belbahrii is the source of this 846-nucleotide messenger RNA. Lineage: Eukaryota; Oomycota; Peronosporomycetes; Peronosporales; Peronosporaceae. The record is from the annotation of a GenBank genome assembly.